This is a messenger RNA of Chlorocebus sabaeus (green monkey), 591 nucleotides long. RefSeq lists its product as uncharacterized. Lineage: Eukaryota; Metazoa; Chordata; Mammalia; Primates; Cercopithecidae. The record is from RefSeq and is a predicted model, not a curated record.
GGCCGGGGCCCGGGCUCGAUUCUGCGACCGCGAGGUAUGGGAGCCGGUCCGCCGGGCCAGGCAGCGGUGCUAGGCGGCAGGGGCAGCGACGCUGCCGCCUUUCCCUUCUCCUGCCCCCGUCCCUGCUCCGCCGCGUCCUCGUCCUCGCUGGGUCCCCGCCGCCGCCGCCUCAGCCUCGGCGCUCCUCGGGUUUCGUCUCUCCAUCAAGGCCGGGCCGACCCGCAGGGACCAUCCCGAAAAGUGAGGGGUUGUUGCCGUUUCCCGCAGCUGUUGGUGGCCAUCUUUAAUCCUCCUCCUCCUCCUCCUCCUGCUUUCUCCACCUCCCGCUGGCUGCCUGACUGACUGACUCUGGAUCCUCCUCUUUCCCCUCCUGCUCCUCCUACUGAGCCGGCCGCAGAAAUUGCAGCCUCUCAGCUUCUACCCCCUCCUGCCUUUCCUUCCUCUUUCCUUACUUCCUUCCCUUCCCUCGGCUUCCCCCUCUCCCCUCACUCUCAGCGGCUACCUUCGCCCCCGUCUGCAGGCAGCGCCGCUGGAUGCUCCCAGCUGGACUUCAACCCCAGACGCGCCUCUUCCCCGCCCCGCUCGCUCCCC